AUGGCGACGGAGGGUUUGCACAUGGACCUCGACCAGGAAGAACAGAGUGUGUUUGGAGGGAUUCUGGGGAAACGAGCCCUACAGACAGACUUGACAGAGAAUCCAGCCAAAUAUCAGCAUCCAGGCGGCAAAGGCCCUCCGCCGAAUCGGAGCAGCGGCGGCACGCGCCAACAACAGCAACCGUUGACGGGACGCGGCCGCCAUACGGCCCCCUUUCAGGGGAGCCGGGGCCGCGACGUCCCAGACAAUCGCAAUGGACCCUCCAAGAUGCCUUCGGAAGAUCAUGCUCUGCUGCACCGAGUUGCAAAGGCCCUCAUCGUCCAAGCGGACUAUCUGUCGCGCCUUCAGAGCGACCACACCGUCAUCUUCACGUUUCGAACAGGCAGCGGCCCACAGUUGAUGGUGCCGCUUCUCCAGGAGGUCGCGACAACUUGGCGCGAACAACGUCAGCAGAACAAGGUGACCCGCUCCCUGAAGCAAACUCUCAUCCAAUAUCUUGCGGCAGAACUCGUGACCAGGAUCAAUGCAUUCGCGGCCGACACCGAGUCCCAGCGGAAAGCCCAGGAAUUAGGAUGGACUACGUCGGAGGGGGAGUUCAACUUCUUGGACUGGGACUUCGAGGAGAAGAAGCUCGUCCCCCGGCAGGCGGAGACGCUCACCACGACCAGCCGCAACGCCAAGCCCGACUCGACAUCCGAGACAGCGACAUUUGUGUUGGAACUGUCCAUGCAGCAACCAGAAGCAUCGGAGGCGAUGGCGAUCUUCCGGAAAUGGUAUGCCAACUCAGCGCUCCUGCUCCUCUCUCUCCGGCUCAAACCGGCCCGCCCAGAGCGGUCGCCGUUGAUCAAGGAGAUCCAGGAGGCCUCUCUUGAGCGGUCACUGCAAGAUUUGUUGAGUGAUCCUGUCCCUAUACCUGGAGAGCGACUUACCAUCCCUGAUCUUCCCGGGUGGCACUCUCUCCUCAGCGGCUGGACGAACAUGCAUCGCCAGCAGGACUGCCUUGAGCUCAUACAUCACUUGUUUGACCAACAUUGCCCAGCACACAUGCGAUGUCAGUGGGAGGCAAGACCGAUACCAGGUACUGUUGCAGCUCGCAGACCCCUUAUAAGUGGUCUUUUCAGCAUUGACCUCCCCCUCCCUAAGAAAACCUCCAGUGCCACCAUCCAAGAAUGCAUUAUCAGCUGGCACGAACAGAGGAUUCCCCACGGCCUUCUCCAACCACCGCCUUACCUGCUAGCCAGCCUUGCCCGAUAUGCAAACCCCACCAAAGGGAAAAAUAAGACGCGUGUCCCUUGUAAGGCCAUGCAGCAAGUCAGCUUUCCCGUCUUUCGAGGUCCUGGACAUGAGAUCCAAUGGGCCACCUACGAGCUGGUGGCGGGGAUUUUACACCUGGGGCCCUCGCCCCAGCAAGGCCACUAUCGUGCAUUUCUUGCGCAUCCACGUGAUGCCCACAACAUUGCAUCCCAGGUGUCUGCAGCUUCACGGCCCGGAGAUGUGGCACUUGCAGGUGCAACGGGGAUUUCGGCCCCUCGGGGAGACCGUCGGCCCCUUCGGGGAGCCUGA
This is a messenger RNA of Symbiodinium sp. CCMP2592, 1563 nucleotides long. The record is from the annotation of a GenBank genome assembly. NCBI's taxonomy places the organism in Eukaryota, Dinophyceae, Suessiales, Symbiodiniaceae.